Molecule: messenger RNA, 3854 nt
Organism: Anastrepha ludens (Mexican fruit fly)
Lineage: Eukaryota; Metazoa; Arthropoda; Insecta; Diptera; Tephritidae
Product: probable cyclin-dependent serine/threonine-protein kinase DDB_G0292550
Exons: 3
Coding region: 1285-3486 (733 amino acids)
Source: RefSeq, a predicted model, not a curated record
CUUUGGCUAGUCUUAAAUUCGCCGUAAUUUUGAUACACUCACACUCGUCGUCAUAGGUAGUUUGGUGAGCCUUUGUCAUUUCUUAGCUCGCCGCCUGCUGUUGCUCAGACGCUAUUUUUACUCAUAAUCUGGUUUGUAGUCUGCUGGAAAGCGGUGACUUCUCAUGCUAUGUGCCUCUUUGGAGAGAUAUGUAUGUGCGCGUGUGUGUUUCUUUUGUAUCUGUGAUCUUUAGCGGCGUUGCUUGCUGUUGGUGUAUUUCGACUUUUUCGCCGUAAGUAGUAGCAGCAACAGCAACAGCAGUUAACGAUCCGACACUUGUUUGGAACGGACUGUGGUUGUGAAAAUUUAGUCGAUGCGAUUACUUUAAAGCGGAUGGAGGUGCUCACUUGUAUGAAACGGAAGAAACAUUCGGAUACAGCAAAAAAGAAGAUCCAGCAUUAAAAGGAUUCAUAAUUUUUUUUCAAAUACAAAUACUAGUAAAUGUAUAUGUGCGUGCGCUUUAGCAAAUCAUGCAUCGGCUUGUUUCAGUUAAAAUAACAAAUAAAGUUUAACUCGAAAGCAAGUUGCAACACAUGAAGCUAACAACUAAAAAUAGAAGAGAAAUAAAAAAACGAAUAAUAAAAAUCACAAGCAAAUAUUCUAACGACGAAGUCGGCAAUUGAUGCCAAGAAGCGAAUGAAGAAAAGUAAGCGAAAAAUACAAAAAUCUAAAAGUGCUUUAACGGUGCACAGAGGAGUGAUAUAAAGCAGGAAAAGAUAUGAUGAAAUGAGAGUGAAAAUAUGUGAUUAACCAAGUGAAAGAAUCCAUUCGACACUAAGCAAAAAAAAAAGAAACAAAAAAAAAAAACUUCGCGUAGCAGAAGUUGUUUCCAUUGAAUUCGCUCGCACGCAACUGCAAAAUAUAUAAAAUAAAUAUAAAAAAAUAAAAUAAAAUAUAAAGACUCAUUUGAGUGUUCGUAUGGUGCGAAAAAAAAACGUUAACUCUACAAGAAAUCAAAACAACGAAUUUAUUUAUUGAUUAGUGAUAAAUUGAAAUGUGAUAAGCCAUUAACUACGCCGUGGAGCAACCAUUUCACAAGUCCAUACUAAGAAAUUAAAGCCGGCGUAAUAAACAAAGUAAAGCGCUUCGCUUUCGUUCGUAAGUGAUCGAAUCGCUAUUUAAAAGAAACGCGCGUUCUUAUUAACGCAGGUGCAGAAUCUGCUGCCUGCCUGCUUCUCCCACAAGAAGCUACCAGCUGUUGUUGAUCUCAAAUAGAGGAGCUAAGCGCAACACAAAAAAGGAAAAAUGCCGGUGGGACAUCAAUUUGCUUCCAGACCGUACAGCUCGUUUCGGGCGACGCGCGGCAGCUGCAAUACGCACUAUUGCCAAGGGAGCAAUAACAGCAACAGCAACAGCAACAGCAACAGUAGCUGUAAUCAGAAUAGUAAUAGCAAUGUUGGUGCGCUUAAUGGCCACAAUGGUUCUACGUCAUCAUAUUCAAGUCAAACUAAUAAUUUUAAUAAUAACAACCAUAACAACAACAACAAGACUAACGACAAUCACCUUCAUUUAAACUGCAACAAUAACAAUAAUCAAGGCAAUAAUUUUGGGCGUCAACAAGCCUACCGCAGCAGUUUCUAUGGCACGCGCUAUCAGAGUAGCAGCAACACAAACGCGAAUAAUACGCAUCAUCAAGUGAAUGGUGACGCCAAUGGCAACACCAAUGGCAACACCAACAACAAUGCCUCAGACAAACGUUUCACCAGCAUUGUUGCCACAAACACCAUUAAACCGCUCACACCCAAGUUGGUGCGUCGCAUAGAGACUACCUGCUCUAGCGGCAACUGUGGUGGCGGUGUGGUCAGUAAUGGUGUAACGCACACCAAGCAGCGUGCGCCACUACCACCCGUUCCCAACAGCAAUAGCACCGUCAACACCCCGCCCGCUGCUAACAAACAGUACUUGCGUACGCGUAAUCAGCCACCACCGCCACCUCCCGUGCGCAAUGCGUCCAACUUUGAAAGGUUCCACAAUAGCAAUCUGAGUUUUCGUCAGAAAAACUCUGUCAAUUGCGCUGGUGCAGGCGCAACAGCGGUCAAAGCACCACCAGACUCGCAUGAGUCGCCCAAGUAUACGGGCGCUACAUUUUACAAUAGCAGCACGCGCGCAUCGGGCGGUGUAGGAUCUCAGAAGCGCACUUAUUGUACGGCGCAAAAGGUGCACAAGGAAAAUGUGCCCGUACGUUCGGUGAAGAAUUAUCCAGCGCCAUUGCCGCCGAACACACCGAAGCCGGUGACUAAGAAAAAGUAUAGAGAAAAUCUGAAACUCGCAUCGGUUUCGGCUUCGCCAAAUUUAAAUAAUCGUCGUUUCGGUGGUGCGUCAAUCGGUGGCGAACCGAACAAAGGUCUGUCCGCAAGUCAGCGCCGCAAGAAUUACGUGCCCUUCAAUGGUCAGGGGAAUUGUGCGACAACGGCGGCGUCGAAAAAUGGCAGCACUGGCAGCAAUGAAUCAACUGGUUCGAGCGGUUCAAAUGGUUCACCGAAAACGAAAAAGAUUUUCUCUACAAAAUUCCCACAUGGUUUACCCUUCGAAGAUGAAUUCUAUCGUCAACGCUUUUGUCGUUCCUACUCGCAAUCCUCAUCGAGCAACUAUAGUUUCUACAGUUCGGUUGGUGCGCCAGCAACGCCGCGUUGCAAUGAUUUUGAUGAUAUCGAACACGGCAACGAGACACACGAACGUAGCGCCAUCGAUGAGGAUGACGAAUUUCAGCGUAAACCAGCAAGUGAUGAGCCACUCUAUGUGGAUUUCUCGAAAGUGAUGCAGCGUCAAAGUGACUGCAACAACGAUUACGCCAGCCGCGAUUGUGUGGCUGGUGGCAAUACACAUUACUGUAGUUCCUCUUCGUCAGGAGCAACGACAACAACGAUUGUGCCGACAACGACAUGGAUUGGCACAACAAGAACUACACAUUCACCGCUGCCCUCAAUGCUGGCAGCUAAACUCGCAGGCGAAUCUAGUCGACUGGAUGCAUAUGUGGCAGCUGCAGCCUCGGCAGCGACUGUUUCAUCAUCGGCCGGCCAACAUGGUUCGCCCCAUUUACGACGUACAACGAAAUCGAAAAUUUCACAUUCGAUCAACGAUUAUCUCUAUACCAGUUGUGGUGCUGCAACAACAACGACGGCGACGGCGACGUCAGCAACAAAGAAAACAAAUGGCAACGUUUUUCUUACAGACGAUCCCGAAGAUGGUUACUAUACACACACCUCACCUGAACCUCCUCCGCAAACGGAUAUCUACCUGGCUGUGGCGUCGUGGGCUCCAAAGUGUUCACAUCCCACCAAGGUGCAUAUACCCGCAUCCUCGAGCAUUGCAGAUAGGAAUAAUAAUGCAACGGCGGCGUAUGCAAUGAUGAACUCAUACGAUCAUCGGCAGUAUUAUAGUAAGACGGGGACGGCGACGUUGACGGCCGGAGACAUUUUGGAGCCCACGACAAACGAAUGCAAGUAAGUUUUUAAAAUGAAAAAUAUUAUCCAAUCGACUAUCGAUGCACAAUCCAAGCUGUAAGUGAUUAAAUUUAGUAACUUUGAGGCCUUGAAAAAUUCCAUGUUCCGUGUUUUAAAAUACACCUCUGUUCAAAACAAUAGGAACGUGACGAAUUACCGAAGCUCGCAGAAUUUUUUUGUAUUUAAUUUGCCCUUUUAUGUUUUUUAUAAAGAUAUAGUGCAUUCUACAACAAAAACCGUUUAACUCAAAACUUCAAAAUUUACGAAAAUUUAACGUUAAAGAAAAUCAAAAUUGUUAAUUUGUUAUUCAGAUUUUGUGAAAACUUCGUGGUAUGCAGUAGUAUGGUCAAUUCAAUGUUAGUGUAACAAAGU